This is a messenger RNA of Branchiostoma belcheri (Belcher's lancelet), 1894 nucleotides long. Its product is annotated as L-dopachrome tautomerase-like. Gene Ontology annotation, molecular function: oxidoreductase activity. The record is from RefSeq and is a predicted model, not a curated record. The transcript is spliced from 8 exons. Bases 16 to 1800 code for a protein of 594 amino acids. NCBI's taxonomy places the organism in Eukaryota, Metazoa, Chordata, Leptocardii, Amphioxiformes, Branchiostomatidae.
CAACCCUUGGUAUUUAUGCAAACACCUUCGCUGAAAAGGCACAACAAACAGACAACACGUAGUCGACCGUGGACAGAACUAGUUCAGAGACACAAGAAGGAAGAUCGGAGUUUCCGGAGAGAAGGCAUCCCUGAGAAUCCUGAGAUGUUUACGGUGUAUGUAUCAGCGGUGGUGCUGGCGGCUUGUCUUGUGGCUGUCCCCGUAUCGGGCCAGUUCCCGCGCUCCUGUAUGACUGUAGACGGGAUCGUGUCUAAAGAGUGUUGUCCUGAGUUGAUCUCUCCGGACGGACGGAACCUCGGCGUGUGCGGAGAGAACGCCAGCCGGGGCUCCUGUCAGGACCUGGCCGUCCCCGACAUCCCCCACAACCCGGAAUAUCCCUUCACCAACGUGGACGACCGAGAACGAUGGCCCAACAAGUUCUUCAACCGGACCUGCGCGUGUCAGGGCAACUUCUGGGGCUACAACUGCGGCGAGUGUCGGUACGGCUGGACGGGAGAGAGCUGUGCCCAGCCGGCCCCGCCAGUCUUACGGAAGAACAUUCAGAACUGUACGGCGGAGGAAAGACGGCGGUUCGUGGACGCCUUGGACCAGGCCAAGAGAAGCGUCCAUCCUGACUACAUCAUCUGUAAGGAACACUGGCUCGGUUUGCUGGGACCAAACGGCACGGAGCCGCAAGUGGCAAACGUAACGAUCUAUAACCUGUUUGUGUGGAUGCAUUACUACGCCGUCAGGGACACACUACUGGGCCCGGGGCAGCCUUUCAAGGCUAUAGACUUCGCACAUGAAGGUCCCGCCUACAACACCUGGCACCGGAUGCACCUGUUGUGGCUGGAACGGGAGAUGCAGAAGAUGUUGGGAGAUGAGAGCUUCGCGCUGCACUACUGGGACUGGUCGGUAGGAGGUACGGAGUGUGACGUGUGUACAGACGACAUGAUGGGAGCCCGCCACCCCCUGAACCCGACUGCCCUGAGCCCCGGCUCGCCCUUCUCCCGCUGGCAGUCCGUCUGUAUGAGUCUGGACGACUACAACCGGCUGGUGACGCUGUGUAACGGGACGGACGAGGGGCCGAUCUUCCGCAACCCCGGCGGGAACGUGGACCGGCCAGCUGUCAGGGUCCUGCCUCGGCGAGAAGACGUCGGGCGUUGUCUGGACAUACCCGAAUACGAUCGUUUCGACUGGACCAAAGUGGCCGGGGGGAGUUUCAGGAACAGUCUGGAGGGGUAUAGUGACCCUGAGGGAACGUACCAUCCCGACAUCCGCUCCCUGCACAACCUGGCGCAUCUGUUCCUCAACGGCACGGGCGCCAUCACGCAUGCGUCAGCUAACGACCCCAUCUUUGUUCUCCUUCACUCUUACAGCGACGCCAUCUUUGAUGCAUGGUUGCGUCUGCAGAACAGCUCGUCGCUGAUUGGCUAUCCAGAGGAGGGCGCCCCUAUCGGCCACAACCUGAACAACACCAUGGUGCCGUUCUUGCCUGUGAUUCGCAACGCUGAUGUGUUCCAACUGUCGGAAGAUUUGGGAUAUGCCUACGACGUCUUACCACAGAGGAUCCCGUCCAACCAGCCUUUGUCUGGGAUCGAGAUCUUCGGCAUUGCAGUCGGCGUGGUCUUCCUCAUCGUCGUGGUGGUGUCGGUAGCUUCCGUGUCGGUUCGGGUGCUGUCGUGUCGGCGUCGGCAGGGCCGGGACGGACGUGGCGUGUACGAGCCACUUGUCCGUGAUGACGUCAGGACGGGGAGACAGUACACAGCGGAGGGGUCUGUGGUCUAUACAGACGACCAGGUCAAAUACGAGGGGAACUGAAUUUUUUAUGAAGCAAGUUUAAACUGUAACACAACAAAUUUGACUCACACAAAUUUUAGACUGUACAACUCCAGUCUUUGUCAAGGAAUGAGCA